AUGGGGAAGGAAGAAUGGGUCCAAAAAUUGUGGCCUGACUUCAUUGAAGUGGGUGCCAAAAGAAUUGAGGAAUUUGACAACCGAGCAAAGGAUCAGGACCGUGCUGUUUGGAAGCUGUUCCGGAUUGAACCACGACCUCUGGAAUGGCCUGGGGUGCAUUCCCGGCCGCAUGGGCACCAGACGGCCUCAUUGCUCCAACUCCUUGAAAAUGGAUCUGAUCCUGGGCAUAAGAGAAUUUAUUUUGAAUCCUCCGAAGAUGGAAACUGGGAGUUCAUUGAUAAUGAAGAGGCUUUGUGUAGUUUAGUGUCAUCUCUGGAUCGCAGGGGUCAACGUGAGGCUUUCCUCUUGUCGUCCUUGGAGAAACGAGAACUAUAUCUCUGCCGAGCAAUGUCCAAUGUAGUAAAUGAUGCUGGAAUCGGGCAGCUAAACCAUUCUGAUCAAUCUGAUCAGAAUACGUCCAGAGAAGAUAGUUUGUCAGCUGUGUCAGAUGUUGACAACAACCUAUCAUUGAUUGAAGUUCAGAAGGAUGUUCCCUCGGGUGCUGUUGUUUUUGAAAUGAGGAAAGCAGAACAACAGAGACAUAGAUGGAAUCUUACUCAAGCGUUUGAUAGAUGGAUAUGGAAAUCAUUUUAUUCUAACCUAAAUGCUGUUAAGCAUGGCAAAAGGUCAUAUGUUGAUUCUCUUACAAGAUGUGAACAUUGCCAUGACCUCUAUUGGCGAGAUGAGAAGCAUUGUAAGGUUUGCCAUACCACAUUUGAGCUUGAUUUUGAUCUAGAAGAGAGAUAUGCAGUUCAUACUGCCACGUGUCGGGGAAACUUGGAUGUUAAUAAGUUUCCAAGGCAUAAAGUCCUAUCUUCACAGUUGCAAUCACUCAAAGCUGCAAUUUGUGCAAUCGAGUCUGUUAUGCCUGGAGACCUAUUGGUUGAUUCAUGGGCAAAAUCUGCUCAUAAUCUUUGGGUGAAAAGGUUACGACGUGCCUCAACGUUGGCAGAGUGCCUGCAGGUUAUUGGUGACUUUGUCAGUGCUAUCAAUGAGGACAGUUUCUACCAAUGUGAUGAUUCUGUGGAGUCAAAUUGUGUUAUGGAAGAUAUUCUUUCUAGCUUUCCAACCAUGCCACAGACGUCUUCUGCAUUUGCAUUUUGGUUGGUGAAAUUGGAUGAGUUGAUUGCACCUCAUCUUGAAAGAGUUAAAUCUCAGAAUAAAUUGGAAGUAAUUAGAAGACUUGAAGGGAGCAGCGCUGCACAUUAGUAUUUUUUGUUCCGGAAGGUUGGAAAAGUAAUGCAGUGAUAGCAGGAAGAUUUCCACUCCUAUUCACUUCGUAUGGUUGUCUAUGCUGAUCUCGUAUGGUUGUUUACGCAACUCAUCGAAGAUAGUUAUGAUCCGCAACCCAUUGAAGAUGACUGAAUACAGUGUAAAUCAGUGGCUACUUUUUCUAGGUUUCUGGAGGAAAAAGACACCAUUAUCUUCCCAGGCUCAUUCAAUAUUUGUACAAAUGGUUUCGGCUGGUACCUGAAUACCUGAGUGAUCUGUUAGUGUACAGCAGUUAAAUAGUAAGCAUGAGUAUUGCCUCCCCACGAUCUACAAUUUUGUGACGCUUGUAUCUGCCAAAAGUGCAUUUGCUGAAAUCAUGGCACCUCAUUCUGUAUCAAAUAGUGCUGAAAUUCUCUUUUGGAAAGGUGGAAAUAAAAUUUUGUUCUGAUUCCAAAUCCA
Coffea arabica (coffee) is the source of this 1710-nucleotide messenger RNA. The record is from RefSeq and is a predicted model, not a curated record. Lineage: Eukaryota; Viridiplantae; Streptophyta; Magnoliopsida; Gentianales; Rubiaceae.